This is a messenger RNA of Centropristis striata (black sea bass), 1494 nucleotides long. It is a transcript of the gene micu2, whose product is annotated as mitochondrial calcium uptake 2. Gene Ontology annotation, biological process: mitochondrial calcium ion homeostasis; calcium import into the mitochondrion. The transcript has 12 exons. Bases 168 to 1427 code for a protein of 419 amino acids. The record is from RefSeq and is a predicted model, not a curated record. NCBI's taxonomy places the organism in Eukaryota, Metazoa, Chordata, Actinopteri, Perciformes, Serranidae. Gene Ontology annotation, cellular component: uniplex complex. Gene Ontology annotation, molecular function: calcium ion binding.
GAGAGAGAUCUCUUUGAAGCCAGUUGUGAGAUUCAGCCCACUUGGAUUUAUUUUGUGGACGUGAUUUCGUCACAUUACGUAAGCUUGGAGGCGUGGCUUUGCUCCGCCAACCGACAGUACGCAGCUACGGAAGACUUUUGGAGUUUAGCGAGCCAGCUUCCUUCAAAAUGGCCAGCUGGGGAAGAGUCGCCGCCUUGUUGAGGAAUGUUUGGAGGAGUCCUCGGUGUAUGAAGAGUGUGGCCCUGCGCCGUGUUGUCGGACCCGCUCUUCUGGGCUCCGGAAUCGGAAGCGGGGUGAUCUGUUUCUACCAGUAUCAUGUCAACAACAGGACUCUGCCGUUCGCCGUUCACGCUGAGGAGCAAAAAGAAGCUGCACCUCCCCAGAUGUCUGCCAGGAAGGUCCGUUUCAACCAAUUCGCCUCAGUGGUCUACCAAGAGGAGCCCUACAUGACCCCCAGAGACUUCCUCUUCUCUGUAAUGCUGGAGAAUGUUGACCGAAAGCUACAAAAGAGACAUUUAACAACACAGGACGUUAACAAGAUGCUGGAUGCUGCCUCUAGAGCUCGGCCUGGUAACGAACUGUUCAGGUCCAUAGGAGACAAUGGUUUGAUAUCCUACACAGAGUAUCUGUUCCUGCUGACAAUCCUGACCAAGCCGCGUACAGGAUUUCAUAUAGCUUUCAAAAUGCUUGAUGUUGACAGCAAUGAGAAUGUGGACAAAAAGGAGUUUCUCAAGCUGAAGAACAUCAUUGGAAAAAGUAAAACGAGACUUCCCAAGGACGUCACAGAGAAACCAGUGGAAGAAGCUGAGGGUGUAAACACAACUCUGCAGACCUACUUCUUUGGGAAGAGAGGACACAACAAGUUGCAGUAUAAAGAGUUCCACAGGUUCAUGGAGGACCUGCAGGCUGAAGUCCAGGAGAUGGAGUUCCUGCAGUUCUCCAGAGGUAUGGACACCAUGCGUAGAGAGGACUUUGCAGAGUGGCUGCUCCACUACACCAAUGAAGAGGACAACGAAGUCUACUGGGAGAACAUGAGGAAGAGGAUCCCUGCUGGCCAGAGUAUCACGUUUGAGGAGUUCAAAGCCUUCUGUCUGUUCACCAACAAUCUGGAGGACUUUGCCUUUUCAAUGAAGCUGGUCACUGGAGCCCACCGUCCUGUCGGAAUGGCCCAGUUCAAACGAGCUGUGAGGAUCGCCACAGGCCACGAUCUGUCUGAGAAUGUCCUGGACACUGUGUUUAAACUGUUUGACAUGGACGGAGACAGCUGCCUCAGCCAUAAGGAGUUCAUGGGUGUGAUGAACGACAGAGUGCUGCGAGGUCUGAAGGUGCAGCAUCAGAGCGGCUUCUCUGGCUACUGGAAAUGUGUGAAGAGAGAGACCAUGAAAGCAGCGCGGGAGGCCCUGGGUGACACUGGGUGCCCCAUCUGAACCACCAUGACAGAGAGUCACUCAUACCACUGCUCACCUUGGCAUUGUAUAAUAACAAAAAGUUAUG